Molecule: messenger RNA, 3841 nt
Organism: Cicer arietinum (chickpea)
Lineage: Eukaryota; Viridiplantae; Streptophyta; Magnoliopsida; Fabales; Fabaceae
Product: pre-mRNA-splicing factor ATP-dependent RNA helicase DEAH1
Cellular component (GO): catalytic step 2 spliceosome; intracellular anatomical structure
Molecular function (GO): RNA binding; helicase activity; ATP hydrolysis activity
Source: RefSeq, a predicted model, not a curated record
UAGAAGAUUAAAACCAAAAUCGGCCCCCCUUUCCCAAUCUCCAAAAUCCUUCUCUUCAGCUUCUAGAGGCGCCACCUUCAUCUUCAUUUUCUACAUUCGCGCGUGUCAUCUUCGUCUUUCCCACGUGACCUUAUUCUUCUUCCCCAUCUUCUACAUUUGAACAAUUUAAAACCCUAAAAAGAACAAAACUCAGCUCCGCAUCAGAACAAGAAGUUACGACUUACUCAACUUUGCCGGAAAACGCUGCUGGAGUUGGUCGUCAUAGAAACGCCGCCGCAACCGGCUAGAAACUCCAGUGAAAAUGGCGAGCGAUGACAAUCUAAAGACAUGGGUAUCAGAUAAGUUGAUGUCACUACUGGGGUAUUCUCAGCCCACACUUGUACAGUACAUGAUUGGACUAUCCAAGCAAGCUACUUCACCAGCUGAUUUAAUGGGAAAGCUAGUGGAGUUCGGGAUUUCAACAACAGACACCCGUGCGUUUGCGGAAGAAAUUUUUUCAAGAGUUCCUCGUAGAUCGUCCGGCUUAAAUCAAUAUCAAAAACAAGAGAGAGAAGCUGCAAUGUUGGCAAGGAAGCAGGGGACUUACACAAUUUUGAAAGAUGAUGACAAUAUUGACAAUGAAUAUAUUGGCGGUGAUGAUAAAUCGUCAAUAACUACAGCGUCUACAUCUAGAAAGCCAAACAGUCAUAAAAAACGUUUCAGGAAGAAAACUGAAGCUCAAGAUGAUCAAGAUGAUCAAGACGAUGAGGUAAUUUCAAGAAAAGAAAGGGAGAGACAAGUGAAGAGAAGAACUUCUCCUGAUGAAGAUAGUGGUUCAGAGUCAGAAGAAGAAAGAUUGAAAGAUCAAAGAGAGAAGGAGGAAUUAGUGCAGCAUAUGAGAGAGAGAGAUGCUGCAGGAACACGAAAGUUGACUGAACAAAAAUUAACACGAAAGGAGGAAGAAGAAGCAAUUCGAAGAUCUAAUGCUGCAGAGAACGAUGAUAUUCAAAAUUUGAGAAAGUUUUCAAGGCAAGAAUACUUGAAGAAAAGGGAGGAAAAAAAAUUAGAAGAACUGAGAGAUGAUAUAGAAGAUGAGCAAUAUUUAUUUGAAGGUGUGAAGCUUUCAGAAGUAGAACUUCGUGAGUUAAGGUACAAGAAAGAGAUAUAUGAACUUAUAAAAAAGCGGUCGGAGGAGGCUGACAACGUGAAUGAGUAUAGAAUGCCAGAGGCUUAUGACCAGGAAGGUGGCGUUAAUCAAGAAAAGAGAUUUUCUGUGGCUAUGCAGCGUUACAGGGACACAAAUGCUGAGGAAAAGAUGAAUCCAUUUGCUGAACAAGAGGCAUGGGAGGAACAUCAAAUUGGAAAGGCUGUGCUGAAGUAUGGUUCCAAAAAUAAAAAACAAGACGCUGACGAUUACCAGUUUGUGUUCGAGGACCAAAUUGAUUUUAUCAAAGCAUCGGUGAUGGAUGGUGACAAGUUCGAUUAUGAGGAGAUGGCCGAUUCAAUUGAAAAGUCCAAAGCAAAGUCAGCACUAGAGGCACUUCAGGAGGAAAGGAAAAAGUUACCCAUCUACCAUUACCGGGAUGAAUUGCUCCAAGCUGUUCAGGACCACCAGGUACUUGUUAUUGUUGGUGAAACUGGUUCUGGAAAGACUACACAAAUUCCCCAAUAUCUUCACGAAGCUGGCUACACAAAACAUGGAAUGAUUGCAUGUACUCAGCCACGGCGUGUUGCUGCUAUGAGUGUGGCUGCUCGAGUUGCUCAAGAAUUGGGUGUUAAACUAGGACACGAGGUUGGGUACUCCAUCCGUUUUGAGGAUUGCACAUCAGAGAAGACUAUUCUGAAAUAUAUGACAGAUGGAAUGUUGCUGAGGGAAUUUCUUGGUGAGCCUGAUCUGGCAAGUUAUAGUGUUGUGAUGGUGGAUGAGGCUCAUGAAAGAACACUCUCAACUGAUAUUUUGUUUGGAUUAGUAAAGGAUAUUUCUCGCUUCCGGCCUGAUCUUAAGUUGCUGAUAUCGAGUGCUACACUUGAUGCAGAAAAGUUUAGUACUUACUUUGAUUCUGCUCCAAUAUUCAAAAUUCCGGGGAGAAGAUAUCCGGUUGAAAUACAUUUUACCAAAGCACCAGAAGCUGACUACUUAGAUGCAGCUAUUGUCACGGCACUUCAAAUCCAUGUUACUCAAUCUCCUGGAGAUAUAUUGAUAUUCCUUACUGGUCAGGAAGAAAUUGAAACGGCUGAAGAAAUCUUGAAGCAUCGAACUAGAGGCUUAGGAACCAAAAUUGCUGAAUUAAUUAUAUGUCCUAUAUAUGCCAACCUACCAACUGAACUACAAGCUAAAAUAUUUGAACCAACUCCUGAAGGGGCCCGAAAGGUUGUCCUUGCUACCAAUAUUGCAGAAACAUCAUUGACAAUUGAUGGAAUCAAGUAUGUUAUUGAUCCAGGUUUUGUUAAGAUGAAAAGUUAUAAUCCAAAGACAGGAAUGGAGUCUUUACUAGUGUCUCCCAUCUCAAAAGCCUCAGCAAUGCAAAGAGCUGGUCGAUCUGGAAGAACAGGUCCCGGAAAAUGCUUCCGGUUGUAUACUGCAUACAAUUAUCAAAAUGAUUUGGAUGAUAACACUGUACCUGAAAUACAGAGGACUAACCUCACAAAUGUAGUUUUGACUUUAAAAAGUCUUGGUAUUCAUGACUUAAUAAACUUUGAAUUUAUGGAUCCUCCACCUGCUGAGGCCUUAUUGAAAGCCCUGGAGCUUCUAUAUGCUUUAAGUGCUUUAAAUAAGCUCGGUGAGUUAACUAAGGUAGGUAGACGGAUGGCAGAGUUCCCAGUUGAUCCUAUGUUGUCAAAAAUGAUAGUGGUUUCAGAAAAAUACAAAUGUUCAGAAGACAUCAUUUCCAUUGCUGCAAUGCUUUCUAUUGGAAACUCAAUAUUUUACCGUCCUAAGGAUAAACAAGUCCAUGCAGACAAUGCAAGGCUGAAUUUUCAUACUGGAAAUGUCGGAGACCAUAUGGCAUUGCUAAAGGUCUAUAAUUCUUGGAAGGAGACCAAUUAUUCAACACAAUGGUGUUAUGAAAAUUAUAUACAGGUAAGGAGUAUGAAACGGGCUAGGGAUAUUCGUGAUCAACUUGCAGGUCUACUAGAGAGGGUUGAGAUCGAGCUUACUACAAAUCCUGAUGAUUUAGAUGCCAUCAAGAAAUCUAUAACAUCUGGAUUUUUCCCACACUCUGCAAAAUUGCAAAAAAAUGGAUCAUAUCGGACUGUUAAACAUGCACAGACUGUUCACAUACAUCCUAGUUCAGGGCUUGCACAGCUUCUUCCAAGAUGGGUUGUGUACCAUGAACUAGUACUCACAACCAAGGAAUAUAUGAGACAGAUCACAGAGUUAAAGCCGGAGUGGUUGUUGGAGAUAGCCCCUCACUAUUACCAGCAGAAGGAUGUUGAAGACACGAGCUCCAAGAAAAUGCCCCGUGGAGAAGGACGCCCAUAGAAGCACAACCAGCUUGCACAUCUCCAAGGAUGCUUUGGUAGGAAGAGGAAGUAGAUUCAUUAGAAGGUUGCUUUUCUGGAGGGAUUAAAUGUUGCCGUUGAAACUGUAAAUAUUUUUUCUACACAUUUGGCCUUGAUUUGAGUAACCUUUGCAAGUUGCACUUGCACCCCUAGGUGUGAAUGGUGGAUAAAUACAAUAAUUUAGAGGAAAUUAUUCAUAUGAUGUCAUUUACUGACAUCAUUUUUGUCUUGUGCUUCAGCUGCGUUUUUUUGACUAGUAAUAUCCCAUUGAAUUCAUAUUAUUGUUGGUUCAAUAUUGUAAAAUUUUGCUCAGGAAACUGCUUUAAGGGCACAUUAUAGAAAAUUGAUUUGUCAAAACUCA